AUGCGUGAAGCUAAUCAGGCGGUGAAAAGAGAGAAGCAUCUGAUGCCUACUGUGGACGAUCUCAUCACUGAUCUUAAUGGUGCUAUGGUAUUUAGUAAGCUGGAUCUCUCGUCUGGAUAUCAUCAAUUUGAAUUAUCUCCGGAAAGUCGGAACAUUACCACUUUUUCCACCCACGUUGGGCUUAGAAGAUAUAAACGUCUUUUAUUUGGAAUUAAUGCAGCAGCUGAAAUAUUUCAGAACGCUAUCGAAGAAAUCCUGGCCGGCUUACCAGGAUGCAAGAAUAUAUCAGAUGACAUUAUUGUCUUUGGUAGAGGUCAGAAAGAGCACGAUACAAACCUACGUGGAGUUCUCGAAAGAUUGAAGCAGUAUAACAUUCGUCUAAAAGAAAAAAAAUGUUCAUUCUCACAGUCGACGAUUAUGUUCUAUGGUCAUAUCUUCUCCGCGGAGGGAAUUAAACCAGAUCCCAAGAAGAUCGAUGCCAUCAAAGCUAUGAAUCCACCUGAGUGUUCAAGUGAAGUGAAGUCACUCCUAGGAAUGGCGCAGUAUGUGUCCAGAUUUAUUCCCGAUUAUGCCAAGAUAACAGCCCCACUACGAAGCCUCACUAAGCAAGGUGUUGACUGGAAAUGGACCGAGGAAGAACAGACGGCUCUCGACAAUUUGAAAGAAGCGCUUGCUGGAGAUAAAGUGAUGACGUAUUUUGAUCCAAGAAAGAAGACGGAAAUCGUUGUUGAUGCAAGCCCAGUAGGACUUGGUGGUCUACUGAUGCAAGAAGGAAACGUUGUUAGCUACGCAAGCCGCACUCUUAGUGAAGUCGAAGCAAGAUAUUCUCAAACAGAAAGAGAGAUGCUAGCUGUAGUUUGGGCUGCUGAACAUUUCCACCUAUACGUUUACGGUUCAAAGUUCCACAUCAUCACCGAUCACAAACCCUUACUUGGUAUUUUCAAGAGCAGUAAAUCCACAUCGACCCGCAUCGAUCGAUGGAAGUUGAGACUUAUGCCUUAUGAUUGUCAGUUGUUCUACCGGCCUGGAAGAAACGAAGAAAAUCCAGCGGAUUUUAUAAGUCGUCACCCGAAUGCCUCGGAAGUCCAAGAGCAGAACGUAGCAGAGGAAUACACCAACUAUGUUUGUAUCAAUGCAGUUCCAAAAGCCAUGACUAUCGAGGAUGUAGAAGUUGAAACUCAGAAAGAUCCAACAAUGCAAGCCGUGAUAAAGGCAAUUGAAACCGAUAACUGGUCAACCCCCGAAGUUCAGGAGUACACGAAGAUCAAACAAGAAUUAACAGUUCAUAAAGGUACAAUCCUGAGGGGAAAUCGCCUUGUGAUACCACCAACGCUGAGAAAUAAAGCUGUGGAUCUAGCACACAUUGGGCAUCAAGGUGUCGUGAAAACAAAAAGAUUGUUAAGGGAGAAAGUCUGGUUUCCUGGCAUAGACAAGCUUACAGAAGAGAAGAUAAGAAAUUGUCAUCCUUGCCAAGUUUCAACACCCGAAAGCUCAAAACGCUCAGAACCUCUGAAGAUGACCCCAUUGCCCAGUGGUCCUUGGAAAGAAGUGUGCAUCGAUUUUGCUGGACCUUAUCCUUCGGGUGAAUAUAUCAUGGUGGUUAUCGACGAAUACAGUCGUUUUCCAGAGGUUGAAAUCUUGACUUCCACAUCAGCUAGAGCAGUGAUACCGACACUUAAAAAGCGACAAUGGUCCUCCGUUUACUAG
Molecule: messenger RNA, 1707 nt
Organism: Paramuricea clavata
Lineage: Eukaryota; Metazoa; Cnidaria; Anthozoa; Malacalcyonacea; Plexauridae
Source: the annotation of a GenBank genome assembly